GUUUGGCGUUGACACCAGCCAUCCAGCAGAUCCACACAGAGCAGGCUCGGCUGCUGUAUUCAGAGAGCCCAGUUCCUGUUUCCGCCGCAGCCUUUCUACUCAAUUUAGUGGAGCAACAACUCUCGGCUGCCGCUGCGCCAGACCCGGUCUCCGCAGCCCCCCCGGUCGGAUGCCGCUGGAAGCCGGUGUAUCAUGUCACGGACAGAACUCCAGUAAAGGAAUCCUGUGGGACUGGAAGGAAACAGCAAGACUCUGUGGGACAACGUGGUCAACGAGGAGCUGGGUGGAGGGGAGGAGACACCAACAGGGCCAUCAAAACACAGACAUCUGGGCACGCUAGCCAUGCUUUAGCACACGCAGCAAAGGCUGGUUGAUCGCUGGAGACACACCCGCCGCCUUUUCUUACACACUCCAGUGCCACAAAGAAACCCACACAUUCCCUCCCCAUCUGUCAUUUCCUGUACACCACCCUCGCAAAGAUGCCAAAGCCAAGGUUGGCCCUGUGGCACUUGUGGUGACGGGGCACAGAGUGUGUGUGCACAUCCGGCAGGCAGGCCGUUGGGUCGGUGGGUGUACGGGCACUCCGAGAGGCAUUUUUGGGUGGGCGAGGUUGCACCAUGCGGCCAUGGGCGGGGUCAUGGCGAUGGAUUACCCUGGUGCUGUUGGCCUGGGGCACGCUCCUCUUCUACAUCGGUGGUCACUUGGUGAGGGACAGCGAACACCCCGAGCGCUCCAGUCGGGAGCUCUCCAAGAUCCUGGCCAAGCUGGAGCGGCUUAAGCAGCAGAAUGAAGACCUGCGGCGCAUGGCCGAAUCGCUCAGGAUACCAGAGGGUCAGGCAGAAGCCGGGUCCCUCGCUGCAGGGAGACUGCACUCCCUGGAGGACCAGCUAACCAGAGCCAAACAGAAGAUCAACAGCUUCCAGAAACUCACUGGAGAUGGCCCUGGGCCCACUCAGGAGGAGCUGCGUAGGAGGGUGGAGAACGGCGUUAAGGAGUUCUGGUACUUCGUUCGCAGCGAAGUGAAGAAAUUGGCAAACGCCGAGCUCAGCGAAAGGCUGAAGUAUGCAGACACACUCCUGCAGCACCUGGGACACCAGGAGAGAUCCAUCAUGACAGACUUGUACUACCUCAGCCAGGCGGACGGAGUGGGCGAAUGGAGAAUGAAGGAGGCUAAAGACCUGUCGGAUCUGGUCCAGAACCGAAUCACCUACCUACAGAACCCCCCAGACUGCAGUAAGGCCAGGAAACUGGUGUGUAACAUCAAUAAGGGCUGUGGUUAUGGCUGCCAGCUCCACCAUGUCGUCUACUGCUUCAUGAUCGCGUAUGGCACCGAGCGCACGCUCAUCCUGGAGUCCCACAACUGGCGCUACGCCCCCGGCGGCUGGGAGACCGUCUUCCUGCCCGUCAGUAACACCUGCACUGACCGCUCCGGGGCCACCACUGGACACUGGUCGGGAGAGGCCCACGAUAAGGACGUCCAGGUUGUGGAGUUGCCGAUAGUGGACAGUCUCCACCCCCGGCCCCCCUACUUGCCCCUGGCGAUCCCUGAGGACCUGGCCCCACGCCUGCACCGCCUGCACGGCGACCCCUCCGUUUGGUGGGUGUCCCAGUUUGUCAAGUACCUGGUGCGACCGCAGACGUGGCUGGAGAACGAGAUCCAGCAGACCACUGCCAAGCUGGGCUUCAAACACCCCAUCAUCGGAGUCCACGUGAGGAGGACGGACAAAGUGGGGACGGAGGCGGCCUUCCAUCCCAUAGAGGAGUACAUGCUGCAUGUGGAGGAGCAGUUCAAAAUUCUGGCCAGACGUGUCCACAUCGACAAGAAGCGAGUUUACCUGGCCACUGACGACCCCUCCCUGCUGCAGGAAGCCAAGACCAAGUAUCCAGACUAUGAGUUCAUCAGUGAUAACUCCAUCUCGUGGUCGGCAGGCCUUCACAACCGCUACACUGAGAACUCUCUCAGAGGAGUCAUCCUGGACAUCCACUUCCUGUCUCAGACCGACUUUCUGGUCUGCACCUUCUCCUCACAGGUCUGCCGUGUGGCCUAUGAGAUUAUGCAGACGCUGCAUCCAGACGCUUCCUCCUACUUCUAUUCCUUGGAUGACAUUUACUACUUUGGAGGUCAGAACGCCCACAACCAGAUCGCCAUUUACCCCCACCAGCCGCGCGACAGCGAAGACAUUCCCCUGGAGCCCGGAGACGUGAUCGGCGUGGCCGGCAACCACUGGGACGGAUACUCCAAAGGCAUCAACCGCAAACUGGGCCGCACUGGCCUCUACCCUUCCUACAAGGUCAAAGAGAAAAUCGAGACAGUGAAGUACCCAACGUACCCCGAGGCAGACAAACUGCUCAACCCUCAAAAGAAGUAAAAGAGGAAAUGAAAAUAAAAGAAGAGAAGGAGCGAGGAUAAACACGCAGACUCCGAUUCCAGGGAAGGAGGCUGCUUUUGUACAGAAGAGAGAUGCGUACUUAGCGCGCUAAGCUAGGAAGAAAAGAAAACGCCUGUACCCAGGGGUGAUAGGAAUGCACUGUGUGUGUGUGUGUGUGUGUGUGUGUGUGUGUGUGUGUGUGUGUGUGUGUGUGUGUGUGUGUGUGUGUGUGUGUGUGUGUGUGUGUGUGUGUGUGUGUGUGUGUGUGUGUGUGUGUGUGUGUGUGUGUGUGUGUGUGUGUGUGUGUGUGUGUGUGUGUGUGUGUGCGCGCACUUGUGUAAAUGCCUGCACGUACGACAGGCUAUGGAAGACUUGCACCCUACCACUACUCCCCCUGCCCCGGAGCUCUGACUUCGGGUCUGUAGAGAUGUAGACAUGAACAUUGAUUUUAACUAAAGCAAGAAAACAAUUAAACUCUACACAACUGACCGAGCUCGCUCUUCCGAGACAAGACUGGGGCUACUGUAAGACUCGCACACCCCUGAGUGAGCUUUGAAUCAAUUACAGAAAAAAAGAUGACAAACUGGAAAAAAAAAAGUGUUUUGAUUUUUAUUUAAUUAUUUGUCAGUGGUUUAGAUUCUAAUCUUGCCUUUUUUCCUCCUGUUUUUUGUUUUUUCUUUGUUUACUGAAUGUACUGUAUCCUCUUCUUGCCAUGCUCACCGCUGACACCCCCCACCACCCCUUCACACCCCCACCCCCUCUCCUCCUGCUCCACUCACUGUGCUUCCUCCAUCUUGUCUCUACAUGUGCAAUUAAUUUUAAAAUACCAUAUUGUGCUUUUAUCGAGUGUUUUUAAACGGUCUUAAUUUUGUGCGUGUGGGGCUUGUGCAUUGUAUACUGUACAGUGUGUGUGUGUGUGUGUGCGCGUGUGUGAAUGGAUGUGCGCGUGAUUAAAGUGUGCCUGUGUGUGCUGUUUAAGUCUAACGGGCCACGUCACGACCUGGUGCCUGAUUACUCAUGAACAGUGUGUUUUUAUUUCUGGCUUUCCUCCUGACGGAGCCUGGCAGUGACAGCGGGGACUGUCCUCAGCCCCCCCAGCACUUGGAACAAUGGUGGGCUCCAGUCACGCGGCCGGGGACCUCUAGUUAACAAUGGUAAGACUAUGUGGAGGACGGUGCACUCAUGUUGCACACACACAGACACAGGAGCCGUCCCGAGGCUCACCAAAAGAAGCACUCCAUCGAGAUAAUGUCCUUUUCGGCAUCUCUGCUGUCUCUUCUGUCCAUCUAUUUGUUUUUUUUAUUACUUUUAACAUUGCUGUUUUAAAAUAAAUGAGAAAAUAUGCCUAUGUUUCGAAACAAUAAUGCUAUGUCAUAUCGCACUCAAGUCACCAUCAUUUCUUUUUCUCCAUAACUUAUGUUCUUGGGCAUUGUCUUUGAUAACCACAGAUUGAAUAAACUUGAGAAACCAACAAGG
This is a messenger RNA of Cyclopterus lumpus (lumpfish), 3845 nucleotides long. RefSeq names its product fucosyltransferase 8b (alpha (1,6) fucosyltransferase) (gene fut8b). Gene Ontology annotation, molecular function: glycoprotein 6-alpha-L-fucosyltransferase activity; protein binding. Gene Ontology annotation, biological process: protein N-linked glycosylation. Gene Ontology annotation, cellular component: Golgi cisterna membrane. Lineage: Eukaryota; Metazoa; Chordata; Actinopteri; Perciformes; Cyclopteridae. The record is from RefSeq and is a predicted model, not a curated record. The transcript is spliced from 10 exons. The coding region runs from base 618 to 2369 and encodes 583 amino acids.